GCCUCCUGCUAUGGAUCUCGGACACCAAUUAUGGCAGUGACAGUGAUGAAAGAUCGGCUUCUCUUUCAGCUUGGCCUCGGGAGAUAGGGGAUCCGAUAUUGGUGGUCGGCUCUCCCGAUGGCAGCCGACCCUAACUGGGGGAGGCUGGUUGUGGUAGUCACAAACAGCCCCAGGCGUGCCACUAGAUAUUGGCGUGCCACUGGUUCACAUGGGUACAUAACUUCGCAUCAGGCACAGUUUGAUGUGUGUACACGACACCUGUACACCAACAAGGACACAGAGACACGAUCAACAUGGCCCCAUCAGCAACCACCAUCCCAGAACCGCCGAGCGACAAGGAGCAAAAUGGCCAGUCGAACCCCUUGCUCCCCAAAUUGCACCCCGACAUGGUAGACAGGCUUGAUGCAGACUUCAUCGCGUACUGGAAAGAAUUCAUUGCAACCAAGCCGGCAACUCAUGGCGUCACUGUCGCGGACGUCCGCGCCAAUCCGGCAAAGUACCAUGCCGUGUGGAACCGGGACUUGAGCGGCGAGGACUUUGUCCGGGACAUCGCGAUCAAGGCGGACGAUGGGCACGAGUUCACCGUGCGUCUGUACACUCCUGAUGCGGAGUCCUCUCCAUACGGCCAUGGGCCAUACCCGAUCUAUAUCAAUUUCCAUGGCGGCGGCUGGGUCUAUGGCGACCUCACAGGCGAUGCUGCGCUGUGCUUGUCAAUUCGAAACAGGCUGGGCAUCAUGGUUGCCGAUGUGGAUUACAGAAUGUCCCCAGAGCAUGCCUUUGGUGAGGGGCAUGACGAUGCGUUCGCAGCUCUUCGAUGGAUUCAUGACCACGGCCCUAGUCUCAAUGUUCGAAGUGACGCAAUCUCCAUAGGUGGCAUAUCUGCUGGUGGCCACAUCUGUGCUGCGCUGCAACAAAUGGCACGCGAUGCUGGUAUCCCACUGAGCCUCGUCCCUGCGACAGUUUGGCACGGCGACUACUUGCAGCCCACCGACUCACCCUUCCCUUCCAUGACCACGAACCAGCACGCGCCCUGCCUCGACUGGGCGCGCCUGUUCUUCUUCCGGAACCACUACGUGCCAAAAACCGCUCAGGAGCGCGACGUCCUCUUCUCUAAACAACCGGCCAUCGCAAGCCCCUUGUUCGGAAGAGGCGGUGGGCGUGCACCGAACAAGAGCCAGGACAAGGAGGAUAUCAGGCACAGCAUCAGCCUAGCGAAUUUGUGCGACACGUUUGUCGCCACGGCCGAACUGGAUCCGCUGUGCGACGAGGGCGAGGAGUACGCCCGGCGGCUGGCUGGGAACGGCGUCCGCGUUUCCAUGCGUAGGUACACCGGCGUACCACACCCGUUUAUGCACAUGGUCGGUGUCGCCAAGGCACAACUCUACAUGGACGACGUUUGUGGGGAACUGGCCAGAGCCUGCGCACGGGUUUGAUAUCAUCGAGUGCUAUUGUGCGGCUUGUUUGUGUAGCUGGCGGCAUUCAGGGGUCGGGGUCAGGGGCCUCUCCUUAUUCGGUGCUCUUUAGGGGGGAAAUCGAGG
Microdochium trichocladiopsis is the source of this 1538-nucleotide messenger RNA. Its product is annotated as Alpha/Beta hydrolase protein. The transcript has 5 exons. The coding region runs from base 294 to 1433 and encodes 379 amino acids. The record is from RefSeq and is a predicted model, not a curated record. NCBI's taxonomy places the organism in Eukaryota, Fungi, Ascomycota, Sordariomycetes, Xylariales, Microdochiaceae. Gene Ontology annotation, molecular function: hydrolase activity.